AUGGAUAACUUCUACAAUGUCAGCAGUAGUCUCUCUGACAUAAGAAAGGAGCUCAGAAAGGAUACCCUUUCGUUGAAAAAUAGGCUCCAGUCAAUUCUAUACGACUCGAAGUUUGUUUCUGGUCUUGAGUUGAAUUUUCCUUUGGUCCCUAACGAAAGGUGUGGAUUAUGGUAUGUUCCUAACGAUAGUCAGAUCGAUAGCUCGUAUUUCAAGUCGACAGAUGGCCAUACCAGCGAAUGGGCGUUUUCCAUGCGAAGACUCAAUCUCCAUUUGGUGCCCAUCAUAGGUGAAAAUGACGGAAUAUCAAUUAUUGAUUCCACCAGGAAGGGAAAGUUGAUGCCCGACGCUUUGCUGAAGACCAUACCGAUCUGGUGUGCUGUGCUCAACAGCAUUUUGUAUGAAGAUACUCUGGAUAACGAAAUUGUGCAAGAACUAGGCUCCUUAUUGAGUGGCUGGUCAGAAGAUGAUACUGGAUUCAUUCUUGAUUUGAAGAAUAACCACAGUUGGCUCAGAACACCUAGGGAAAUGGUUUUUCGAAGCGAGCACAACCUAAUUGUGAAGCGGAUUCCUGAGUUUGUCAAGGAAGUGAAGCAUUUGGGCUUGAUUUCAAAGAAACAGUUAAUCGCAGCUCUUGGUGGAAAGAGAAAGCCGUUGGUGCCGUUCUGGACGUAUCCUGGCAACAAGGGUAGAAUUCAUACAAUUUCAAAUGAUCAUAAUGAUGGCGGCAUUGUGUUCGAAGACUCUACUGUCAAUAGAACUAAUCCGUACUAUACUAUUCAAUGUGUGACAGCUUCAAAGAAGACAGAAGAACUCGAUGGAGCACCUAUAACUGUACAAAGUCGAUCGCAGGAUCAGGAGCUAAUAUCAACUUCGUGGAGAUAUAUUCAGGGAGCGGCAGAUGACCACGAGCUAUGGGCUACCAAGGAUAUCUGUCAAGGGAACCUCCUGCCCAAAAUCUUUUGGAGCCUCUUGCUAAUAAAACUGGCAGAAGGUAUAAUAGACGAAAACACGGGAUACAUUUACGACUGGCUCAGUGAAGCUGAACUUACUCAAAAACUUAACAAACUCUAUUCUCAGCUUCUUGAGUCCAAGGAAAACCACUCUUUCGUACUCAGGACUCAGGUGAGUGACGUCAAGAAUACGAAGAACGAUACAGGCAUCAUUUUGGGAAUAAUGGAAUCAAAUAUCCACUACGAGCAGUUAAUUGUUGAAUUCCCUGAGGUAGCUGAAGUGGUUAUUUUCAGUGACAAGUACGUGGUCACAGAUGUGCCAGAGAAAGUGCAAAUCCAGUUGUUCCAACAUAAAAUAGAGUCGUCCAAAAAAGGAUCGAAGCAGUUGAGAGAAGUGCUUCCAACUCUUGUUCCCAAACUCAAGGCUGGAGAUGUCAAUAGCAAAAUCUUAGUGCUUUGUGAUUCUGGAAAGGAUAUCAGCGCUGGUUUGGUUGUUCUCUUGUUGUGCAAAUAUUUUGACUUGGAAUGGAAAAUAAAGCAAUCUCCUGAAGCUGUCAAGGUAGAUAAGGACUUGGUAAAGAAGCAAUUGAGUUUGCUAGCUAAUGUCAGAAAAGUUAAUCCAAGUAGAAACACUCUACAGAGUAUAAACACAUAUUUAAUGUAA
Molecule: messenger RNA, 1614 nt
Organism: Scheffersomyces stipitis CBS 6054
Lineage: Eukaryota; Fungi; Ascomycota; Pichiomycetes; Serinales; Debaryomycetaceae
Gene: RIT1
Product: tRNA A64-2'-O-ribosylphosphate transferase
Exons: 1
Coding region: 1-1614 (537 amino acids)
Biological process (GO): charged-tRNA amino acid modification
Cellular component (GO): cytoplasm
Molecular function (GO): tRNA adenosine(64)-2'-O-ribosylphosphate transferase activity
Source: RefSeq, a predicted model, not a curated record